Messenger RNA from Serpula lacrymans var. lacrymans S7.9, 1488 nucleotides. RefSeq lists its product as uncharacterized. The record is from RefSeq and is a predicted model, not a curated record. The transcript has 3 exons. Gene Ontology annotation, molecular function: protein binding. NCBI's taxonomy places the organism in Eukaryota, Fungi, Basidiomycota, Agaricomycetes, Boletales, Serpulaceae. The coding region runs from base 1 to 1488 and encodes 495 amino acids.
AUGAGUCUUUGCAAAUUCAACCAACUCCCGGACGAUAUCUUCUUGGAGGUCUUCACCUACUUUGACCUGGCAGAUAUUAUAUCCACAUUACAAGUAUGCAGCAGGCUGCGUUUACUUUCGUCUUCUCGAUUCAUGUGGAUCACCGCUCUCCGUAAUUCUCGCAUGGAGCGUCCUUUGCCUUGCACCGUUGGUCAAAAUCUUGCAAAGCUCUCCUUGAAUGCGCUUCUGGACCUGGCAUCUCGGACUCAUCGCCUCAAGAGAAACUGGGCGCGCCCGUAUCCGCGCGCCACGGGUGGUAUAAGUGCUUUUCGAAUUGGGACAGGAGUGCGUAUUGUCGCAGUGGUACCUGGAACGCCAUUGGUCUUCACCUUUUCCCCAUCGGAAAGAAGUUUGUAUUGCUGGAAUACCUUGACUGCAAAAUUAGUGGAUACCAUCCACGUCGGUCGCGUGAUCUUCCAUACAGCACACCAGGAAGAGCCUGGGCAGUUCACACUAGCUAUAGUUACCGGAGAGAGCCUCGAAGAUCGUUUGAAUACUCUUGCUGUUGUGAGAGUGUCGUACGAUGUAUCUAGCGUUGCUUGCAUGCAGUCUACGUUCCACUGUCGUGUACCGUCCGACGUAGUCGGACUUUUCGUUCACAAAGAUGUUGUCGGUGUAAUCCCAAACGACCCAGACACGCUCUCCAUCUUUACAAUCAACAUGUCGGAUCGAAGAUCGAUUUACAUUAACACAGACGUCUCUACCGCAUUGAAUUCUCGUUAUUCUACUUCAGCCGCUGCAUACGCAAACAACGACGAUAUAUAUGUCUCCUUUGAGAAUGACUGUUACCUCCACGUCUAUCGCUUCCCUCGAGAUUCUAUUCCUUAUGGUGGUACUCCGGCGCAUACAUCCCUUCCCUUCAAAGUGGUUUCCGAGGUCGACCUGAGUGGCCGCGAUACCUUUGUGACGCGUACUCCGUCUUGUACUCCAGUUGAAGCGAGGUAUCAAUAUGCUCUUGUUCCAGGUAAUCCCAAGUACGGUGUUCACACAAUUUCUGUACACCGCCGACAACAAACGAGAUUACACAAGGCCAGUACGACCGUCAGGUUCUUGCCUCUGCCUACGUCCGGCCCCGCCUCUACAAGAAGUUCGGCAUCAUCUCUUGCCUCCUCUACCAGAAGUUCCCAAAAGAUGGUAUCUGUCCCAGGACCUCUCCAAUACGGCUUCUAUAAAAGAUCUACGGCCUGGCAAAGCGAUAUCAUGUGGACUUCAUAUACAGGAACCUAUGUGCUGCUCGCUACUACCAUAGGCCAGUUUCGACCGAGUGAUACCCAGACGUGUUUCCAUCUCGUCCAUUACGAGGGUACUGGCAACACUGAAUGCUCCCUGCACAAGCUCAUUUUUCCACGACCUCCAGCAGAUAUCAUGUCUGUCGCGCUUGAAGAGCAUUGUGGGACGUUGUUCGUGACGACGCUGGAUGGAAUGUUAUGUUCUGUUCGUUAUGCUUGA